AUGAAACAUCUGGAUCAAUGGCAAAUCUCGGAAAUUGUCGAAUCCAUGUGCCCACUCCGUUGCGCCCGCCUAUCGUGGAUCAUCCAAGAAGGAGAGGUUGGCUCGGUGGUGUACGUGCUCGAGGAUGGAUGCGUAGAGGUGUUGAAGGCUAAGAAACGGAUACGGGAAAUGGGCCCUGGCACAGUGUUUGGUGAACUGGCGAUAUUAUACAACUGUACAAGAACGGCUAGCGUGAAAGCCACGGCGGACUGCAAAUUAUGGGCAAUUGAUCGACAUUGUUUUCAGUCUAUCAUGAUGCACACCGGAAUGCGACGACAAAAAGAUUACGUGCAAUUUUUGAAAAGCGUUCCAACCUUCAGUGAACUGAGUUUAGAAGUGCUUGGCAAAGUGGCUGACGUUCUCGGUGCAUGCCACUACAAUCCGGGAGACUAUGUCAUCCGUGAAGGAGCCCGUGGAGACACAUUCUUCAUCAUUUCGGGAGGAAAGGUCAAAGUUACCAAGAAUCGCGGGAAAGAAGGCACCGAACAAUUCAUCGGCUACAUGCAACGGGGUGAUUGGUUUGGUGAGAAGGCUUUGUGCGAUGAGGACGUGAGAACUGCGAACAUAAUCGCUGUCGCUCCAGAUGGCGUGGACUGUUUGCUGCUUGAUCGAGAAUCCUAUAAUCUUCUCAUCAAAGAUCUGGUCAGUUUCAAACGAACUUACAAAGAUGAGAGACCUGUGACUUCCAAGUGA
This is a messenger RNA of Dicrocoelium dendriticum, 732 nucleotides long. The record is from the annotation of a GenBank genome assembly. NCBI's taxonomy places the organism in Eukaryota, Metazoa, Platyhelminthes, Trematoda, Plagiorchiida, Dicrocoeliidae.